UUACGGUUUCCUCUUCUCUGGGUCGGACAGGGUAGCCACGCGAUGCUUCGCUUUCCCGUCCGCCACCGUUUUCUUCCUCCGUCUACGCUACACCGUCGCGUCCUCUUCUCCAACGACACUUCCGCCUCCUCAGGCGCCACCGCUUCUCCGGAUCCCCACUUCAUGGUCGAGUACCUCAUGAAUACAUGCGGGUUCUCCGCCGACGUUGCUUCCAAGGUCUCUAAGUCGCUCCCUCGUAGUCAGUCCACCGAGAAGGCCGAUGCCGUUCUUGGAUUCUUCAGAUCUCAGGGCCUUGAUGAUACUAAUCUGAGAAGGGUAAUAGCUUGGAAACCAGGAUUGCUCGGCUGGCAUGUGGAGACGAACCUCGCCCCAAAGUUUAAACUUUUGCGCGAAAUGGGAUUAUCUGAGUCCGACAUCAUCGCUAUCGUUCGGCGGCACCCUAUAGUUAUUGGCUCCAACAGCGAGAACGGGUUUCUCCCCCGAUUUAAGGUUUGGGAAAGUUUAUUGGGAUCGAAGGAGAUGCUUCUCAAGCAUCUCCGGAGGAGUGGAUGGUUUUUUAGCAGCAACAUUGAGAAUGUAGUGCGCCCCAACAUUAACUUCUUACGGGAUGAAUGUGGUAUUCCUGAAGACCGGGCUUCUCUAGUCAUUAAAAGGCAACCCAGCUUCGUCGCCCAGAACCCAGAUGCUCUCCGGGCUCUGGUAGAUAGAACUGACGGGCUUGGAGUUCCCCGAGAAUCUAGGAUGUACCUCUGGGUCCUCAGCGCGCUGCACAGGGUCAGCAGGGAAAAAUUUGAGGCCCUUGUCAAGCUCAUGAACAGCUUGGGUUGGUCAAACUCGGAAUUCAUUGCUGCAAUCCAGAAAUGUCCAACAUUUUUAUGGCUUUCCACUGAGGCAUUACAGAGAAAGAUGGAAUUUUUCAUCAAGAUUGUUGGAAGCACACCUUCAGACAUUGCUAAGCAUCCAGGGGCUUUAUUAUUGAGUUUGGAAAAGAGGUUAAUUCCUCGAUUUCAUGUGAUGGAGAUAUUGAAAUCUGAAGGGUUAUGGACUUCACAAGACAAGAUACAUAUAUUUUUCUCAUUGCCUGGUCCAAUUUUUUUGAAGAAGUAUGUGCUCCCUUACAAAGAUAAAUUACCCAAACUGCUUGAAGUCUUAUCAAUUGUACCUGAGUUCAAAGGGAACAAUCCAGACUGCUAAUGAAUGCCAUGAUUUAUUUGGGUGUGGCUUUUAUGACUGGUUAAUCAAUGAUAUUGAUCCAAUCUUGUCCUAGUUUUCAUAUAGUUCACUUGCUAUUUUCAUAUUCUAUAUCAUGAAACUGCUGCUGUAGACAUGAGGAUGUUAAUUGUCUGAGUUUCAUUUUGCAA
Molecule: messenger RNA, 1361 nt
Organism: Zingiber officinale
Lineage: Eukaryota; Viridiplantae; Streptophyta; Magnoliopsida; Zingiberales; Zingiberaceae
Exons: 1
Coding region: 43-1194 (383 amino acids)
Biological process (GO): regulation of DNA-templated transcription; chloroplast organization
Cellular component (GO): chloroplast
Molecular function (GO): double-stranded DNA binding
Source: RefSeq, a predicted model, not a curated record